AUGGAUCACCUAGCGGACUCACGAGAGUCACAGUUUCACGUUCAAGACAGAAGCGAGUUGGAGCGGUACUUUCAUGGGCCUCGAAAUAUGACACGACAUUCAAAAUGGCCAACAGUCAUGAGAGUUCAAGGGAGUGUGAUGCCUCAAAUGAUUCUACCACUAUUGCUUGUCGGGGGCUGGGCCACGCUCAUUACCUGUAUUUCUCAUUUCAAACAUAAUCAUGGGCAGAUGGACGAAAGUACUGGGCCGGUCUUAUUCCAAACUUCGCGUACUCUGGCCCGCAUAAUCUGGGUACACUUUGACGAACGAGAAGGAGAGGAGAAUACAAAGGUGGAUCUUCUGAGAAAGCUGUAUAUCCAGGGACCCAUCUGGAACUGA
Molecule: messenger RNA, 378 nt
Organism: Penicillium subrubescens
Lineage: Eukaryota; Fungi; Ascomycota; Eurotiomycetes; Eurotiales; Aspergillaceae
Exons: 3
Coding region: 1-378 (125 amino acids)
Source: RefSeq, a predicted model, not a curated record